GGUGACCUUCAUACAUUAGUCAUGAGCCGAAGUCCUCUUGGAGGAGUCGAUCUGCUGCUCGACGCCUCCACCUCCACCAUGAGGCGUGUGUUUCUGCCCUGGGCGGCCGCCGCUGUCUUCUUGCUGGGACACGCGAACGCUUCAGGAAAAACCAAACCGGGAAGCGCAUUGCAACUUCAGGUGAUCAACUUUAAUUUCGAAACGGUGCAGGUUACGUGGAACACAAGUGCAUACGCUGGGAUUAAUUUCACGUUCAUUUACAAAUUCCAUAAAAAGGAGGAAUACAGACCAUGCCCCGACUACAUCCUUCAACACGGUUACAGUGCCGGGUGCCUGCUGGAGGUACAAAGAGAUGGACCUCUGUAUUUUUCCAUCCGGAAUGGAACAGAGCCUCUUCUCACCAAGGACCUGGCGAUUAGUACUUACCUGAAACCCAGAUCCCCCGGCGCCCUGAACUUCCAGUGGCACGAGGAGGCCGUGACGGUGACCUGCUCCAGCCUGGGAUACAACGAUCUGCAGUACGAAAUCCAACACAAGACCGUCUUUGACGCUGAGUGGCAGUCCACAGAGGCAGAGACCUGCAACGUCACCAUCGACGGUUUGGAUACUGAGAAGUGUUAUUUCUUCCGGGCCAGGGUGAAAGCCCUGGAGUUUGCCUACGGCUCAGAAACGUACCCCAGUGACUGGUCAGAGGUGACAUACCAGCAGAGGGGUGAGCUGCGAGAUUCAUGCUGGGAAAACAGCCAUUUCCCCAAAUUUAUUUUAAUUGCUGGCAUGGUCUCCUUCCUGACAGUCUUCCUUCUGCUUCUGUCUCUAUGGAAACUGCACAGGAUUAAGAAGGUUCUCAUGCCCAGCGUCCCUGAUCCCAAGUUCUCCUUCUUGGGGCUCUUUGAGUCCCACCAAGGUAACUUCCAGGAGUGGAUCAAGGACACGCAGAAUGUGGCGCCCUUGAACAAAAUGGAAGACGGGGAGCUGGAGUGCGCCCCUGAAGACGCCGUGGUGGUCCAGCCGGCCGAGGCCGAGAUGCCCAAGACUGUGCUGAUGACGAGCCCGCUGUACCCGCAGACGGGGGAGGAAGAAGCCACCGGGGACUUCAGCCAGCUCCCUCGCCAGCCGCCCCAGGGCCGUGGGGUGGUCUCUCUUGGGGAUUUCACGUUUGUGAUGAGCGACAACUCUUACAUGAUGUUAUGAGGGGGUGCAAACUCACAAGCCAACAUCGCAAUCUACGUUGAUGCUUGACGACCUGGGAGAACAUCUUGGGAGCCAAAAAAUCCACCACGAAGGGGACUCCCCAGAACCAAGGGUGCUGAUGUCUAAGGUCACCCAGUGCUCCAAUGCCCCAACCCGCAUCUGAGGUCACCCAGCACCCCUACACCCCCAACCAAUGCCUCCCAUUCAUGGCGACAUCCAGGGGCUUGAAGGUGGACUGCCUGUAGGCGGCAGACGCUUGGUCGGGCUGGUUCUUGCUGUCUCCUGGCUCACAUACAUCAUAAGGGAAGAUGACCAAGACCACCCUGCUUUGCACAUGCCCACCCACUACUGUCCUUCCCAUAUCCACUCGCAAGAGGUUCCUGCAUCAUUUCUCACUCAUCACACGUACCCAGCAGGCGAGGUGCAGAAUGUCUGCUUUACUGACACCAGCCACCCGCCUCGACCCCAGAGAGGCAAAAAAGCCCCUUUCUGCAAUCACCGAGGCAUUUUACAAAUCGCGGUUCCGUUAAACCAGUGACUCGGGACCUUGCUCCUGAGAGAUGCUUGAAUGUAAUGACGCUCUGCAGGAACAGAGCUUCCCAGGCUGAAUGUACAUCAUUGUUUCUUUUUUGAUACUGAAAUUUUUUAAAAAGUGUGACCAUGAAAACUA
Molecule: messenger RNA, 1861 nt
Organism: Bubalus bubalis (water buffalo)
Lineage: Eukaryota; Metazoa; Chordata; Mammalia; Artiodactyla; Bovidae
Gene: CRLF2
Product: cytokine receptor like factor 2
Exons: 8
Coding region: 22-1191 (389 amino acids)
Biological process (GO): cytokine-mediated signaling pathway
Cellular component (GO): external side of plasma membrane
Molecular function (GO): protein binding; cytokine receptor activity
Source: RefSeq, a predicted model, not a curated record